Molecule: messenger RNA, 1172 nt
Organism: Cydia amplana
Lineage: Eukaryota; Metazoa; Arthropoda; Insecta; Lepidoptera; Tortricidae
Product: trichohyalin-like
Exons: 5
Coding region: 141-1172 (343 amino acids)
Molecular function (GO): protein binding
Source: RefSeq, a predicted model, not a curated record
UGUUUGGAUUUGGAAUUUCCAUUGCCCUGCUAGCAUUUUUGGAGUCUUCCCAUUGUUAUUUCUAUAGUAAAUAAAAUAAAACGAUAGAUGUUUAUAUCUAUUUAAACCGUGUUCACGUACUGUAUUUAUGGGUUUUCAGAAUGGAAGCUCAAUUCCCGGUACUGUGUGCUUUUACGCCUUUGAAACCUGGUUCCGAAAAAUUCCAAAGAAUCCCUAUUACAAACAACGUUUUCAAGCUCGGCCGCGGACAGCACAACACAGUUGUUAUACCCUACACAUGCCUCUCAAAAGACCAUUGCCUAUUCAAGAAAGUGGAAGGCGACUGGCUGUUGGAAAACUGUAGCUAUACCAGUAUAAAAGUUAACGACAAUAAGCUUCGUAAAGGCGAAACUCACAAACUUCGUGAUCAAGACAUCAUCAAAUUGGAAUCGUCGAACGAAUUGGUUUACAAAUUCAUGUCGAAUACAAAUACCAAAAGCCCGAAGCGUAAGAGACGCAAGCUCGAUGAAAAUGUACAAAAUGAUAAUAAUGUAAACAAAACUGUGUCGACAAGAAGUUUGCGAAGCGAUAUAAACAAGAAUAUAAAUGAUACACAGAUGAAAUUGAAAGAGCAGAUAUUAUUGGAGCAGAGUAAGAGGGAGAAAGAGAUAUAUGAUGACUAUGCGGUCCGUAUUGAGAAACUGAAGGGGUCUAAAAAGCAUGUGAAGAACCAGAGGGCUUUGCUUAAAAUGCGGAGGAAUGUUCAGCUGGAACUGAAUAAAGUGAAAAUGGAGGAACGGAUAACUUCUAUGAUGACACAAGAAAUAGAAUCAAAUAAAAACAAGCAUUCCAAAGACAAACCUCACAAACAGAAUGGGCAAGGGGACCAGGGAACCAACGACCAAUCAGAAGCCAGGCGAGAGCAGGACAGGGCGCGGAUGAAAGAGAAGAGAGAGCUGAAGAAACUGCGCAGGGAAACUAGGCGGCUCAAGCUUGACAAAGAGAAAAAGCUAAAAGAAUUAGAAAAGCAGAAACUACGCAGAGAGAAGCAAUUGCAGGACGAGUUGGACAAGGCUAACAAAAAGCUGGCGAAAGAGAGGGAGCUGCACGAGAAAGAGAGGAGACGAGCCGAGCAGCUACUCAAUCAGAAAAAGGAGGAGCUUAAAAAGAGCGGCCAUAACUUCGGAGUGUAG